CAACGCCAGUAGGAGAAGGAAAAACCUACAGCAUUCCUAACAUCAGAUCUGAGGACAGUGGAGAAUACACAUGCCAGAGUCGGAAUGAUCUUGGAGAGAGAAGAUCCACUGAUUUGCAGAUAAAUGUUCUUUAUCCUCCAAAGAGCGUCUCAGUGUCCAUCAGUCCCUCUGGUGAAAUAGUGGAGGGCAGUUCAGUGACUCUGACCUGCAGCAGUGAUGGAAACCCACCUGUGAAGAUGUACACCUGGUUUAAGGGAUCAACGCCAGUAGGAGAAGGAAAAACGUACAGCAUUCCCAACAUCAGAUCUGAGCACAGUGGAGAAUACACAUGCCAGAGUCGGAAUGAUCAUGGACAGAGAAGAUCCACUGCUAUUCACUUAAAUGUUCUUUAUCCGCCAAAGAGGGUCUCAGUGUCCAUCAGUCCCUCUGGUGAAAUAGUGGAGGGCAGCUCAGUGACUCUGACCUGCAGCAGUGAUGCAAACCCACCUGAGAAGAAUAACACCUGGUUUAAGGGAUCAACACCAGUAGGAGAAGGAAAAACCUACAGCAUUCCCAACAUCAGAUCUGAGGACAGUGGAGAAUACACAUGCCAGAGUCGGAAUGAUCUUGGAGACAGAAGAUCCACUGCUUUGCAGAUAAAUGUUCUUUAUCCUCCAAAGAGCGUCUCAGUGUCCAUCAGUCCCUCUGGUGAAAUAGUGGAGGGCAGUUCAGUGACUCUGACCUGCAGCAGUGAUGGAAACCCACCUGUGAAGAUAUACACCUGGUUUAAGGGAUCAACGCCAGUAGGAGAAGGAAAAACCUACAGCAUUCCCAACAUCAGAUCUGAGGACAGUGGAGAAUACACAUGCCAGAGUCGGAAUGAUCUUGGAGAGAGAAGAUCCACUGAUUUGCAGAUAAAUGUUCUUUAUCCUCCAAAGAGCGUCUCAGUGUCCAUCAGUCCCUCUGGUGAAAUAGUGGAGGGCAGUUCAGUGACUCUGACCUGCAGCAGUGAUGGAAACCCACCUGAGAAGAAUAAUACCUGGUUUAAGGGAUCAACACCAGUAGGAGAAGGAAAAACCUACAGCAUUCCCAACAUCAGAUCUGAGGACAGUGGAGAAUACACAUGCCAGAGUCAGAAUGAUCUUGGAGACAGAAGAUCCACUGCUUUGCAGAUAAAUGUUCUUUAUCCUCCAAAGAGCGUCUCAGUGUCCAUCAGUCCCUCUGGUGAAAUAGUGGAGGGCAGUUCAGUGACUCUGACCUGCAGCAGUGAUGGAAACCCACCUGUGAAGAUGUACACCUGGUUUAAGGGAUCAACGCCAGUAGGAGAAGGAAAAACGUACAGCAUUCCCAACAUCAGAUCUGAGCACAGUGGAGAAUACACAUGCCAGAGUCGGAAUGAUCAUGGACAGAGAAGAUCCACUGCUAUUCACUUAAAUGUUCUUUAUCCGCCAAAGAGGGUCUCAGUGUCCAUCAGUCCCUCUGGUGAAAUAGUGGAGGGCAGCUCAGUGACUCUGACCUGCAGCAGUGAUGCAAACCCACCUGAGAAGAAUAACACCUGGUUUAAGGGAUCAACACCAGUAGGAGAAGGAAAAACCUACAGCAUUCCCAACAUCAGAUCUGAGGACAGUGGAGAAUACACAUGCCAGAGUCGGAAUGAUCUUGGAGAGAGAAGAUCCACUGAUUUGCAGAUAAAUGUUCUUUAUCCUCCAAAGAGCGUCUCAGUGUCCAUCAGUCCCUCUGGUGAAAUAGUGGAGGGCAGUUCAGUGACUCUGACCUGCAGCAGUGAUGGAAACCCACCUGAGAAGAAUAAUACCUGGUUGAAGGGAUCAACACCAGUAGGAGAAGGAAAAACCUACAGCAUUCCGAACAUCAGAUCUGAGGACAGUGGAGAAUACACAUGCCAGAUUCGGAAUGAUCUUGGAGACAGAAGAUCCACUGCUUUGCAGAUAAAUGUUCUUUAUCCUCCAAAGAGCGUCUCAGUGUCCAUCAGUCCCUCUGGUGAAAUAGUGGAGGGCAGUUCAGUGACUCUGACCUGCAGCAGUGAUGCAAACCCACCUGAGAAGAUCUUCACCUGGUUUAAGAGAUCAGCAUCAAUAGGAGAAGGAAAAACCUACAGCAUUCCCAACGUCAGAUCUGAGGACAGUGGAGAAUACACAUGCCAGAGUCGGAAUGAUCUUGGAGAGAGAAGAUCCACUGCUUUGCAGAUAAAUGUUCUUUAUCCUCCUAAGAGCGUCUCAGUGUACAUCAGUCCCUCUGGUGAAAUAGUGGAGGGCAGUUCAGUGACUCUGACCUGCAGCAGUGAUGCAAACCCACCUGAGAAGAUCUACACCUGGUUUAAGAGAUCAGCGUCAAUAGGAGAAGGAAAAACCUACAGCAUUCCCAACAUCAGAUCUGAGGACAGUGGAGAAUACACAUGCCAGAGUCGGAAUGAUCUUGGAGAGAGAAGCUCCACUGCUUUGCAGAUAAAUGUUCUUUGCUACCCCGUGAUUCUGUAUGUAGCUCUUGGAGUCGGACUCUGUUUUAUUUUUUUAGUCUGUCUCAUUGCAGUUUUUUGGAGAUUUCGAGGAAGCAUCAAUGAGGCCAUCACCAUCCAUUUCAAAAGCUCUACCAAUCCUGAGUGAGAUUACUUUGAAACAUCUAUGGUGUAAAAUGUGAAACAGUCCGUCUUUAAGUGGACCUUAGAUUUUACCGAUAAAAAUGUUAACCCAAAUGAAUAAGAACAUCUGUAUGAUCUGCUGUAAAUGGUCUUUUCUCUAUGAAAUGCUUUGAGCUGAAAACAUCAUCAUUUUGUUCUGUGAACUGAUUUGAUUUGAAGUUAUUACAAGUUCUUCAAAUCAUCAUUUGCUCAGCAGGAUCGCUCAUUAAAAUGUCAUCAAACAGCAUCCAGCACUCCUUCAAAUGCCAAAUAAAAUCAAUUCUUUACAUUUCAUUUAAACUCUUUGAUAUGACCUGAAUUUCAUCUUUUUGAAAUUGUAAUGUGAUCUUGUAUCAUUAAAUAUAUCAUAUAUCUACAUGAAUAAUUCUUA
Molecule: messenger RNA, 3005 nt
Organism: Pygocentrus nattereri (red-bellied piranha)
Lineage: Eukaryota; Metazoa; Chordata; Actinopteri; Characiformes; Serrasalmidae
Product: B-cell receptor CD22-like
Exons: 12
Coding region: 237-2600 (787 amino acids)
Source: RefSeq, a predicted model, not a curated record